Antrostomus carolinensis (chuck-will's-widow) is the source of this 634-nucleotide messenger RNA. It is a transcript of the gene TNNC1, whose product is annotated as troponin C1, slow skeletal and cardiac type. Gene Ontology annotation, cellular component: myosin II complex. The record is from RefSeq and is a predicted model, not a curated record. NCBI's taxonomy places the organism in Eukaryota, Metazoa, Chordata, Aves, Caprimulgiformes, Caprimulgidae. Gene Ontology annotation, molecular function: calcium ion binding. The transcript is spliced from 6 exons. Bases 13 to 498 code for a protein of 161 amino acids.
CUCUCUCCAGCCAUGGAUGACAUUUAUAAGGCAGCGGUUGAGCAGCUGACAGAAGAACAAAAAAAUGAGUUCAAGGCUGCUUUUGACAUCUUCGUGCUGGGAGCAGAGGACGGCUGCAUCAGCACCAAAGAGCUGGGGAAGGUGAUGCGGAUGCUGGGACAGAACCCAACCCCUGAGGAGCUGCAGGAGAUGAUAGACGAGGUGGAUGAGGAUGGCAGCGGCACUGUAGAUUUUGAUGAGUUCCUCGUUAUGAUGGUCCGGUGUAUGAAAGACGACAGCAAAGGAAAAACCGAAGAGGAACUCUCAGAUCUCUUCAGGAUGUUUGAUAAAAACGCUGAUGGCUACAUUGACCUCGAGGAGCUGAAAAUCAUGCUGCAGGCGACGGGAGAGACCAUCACUGAGGACGACAUAGAAGAAUUGAUGAAAGAUGGGGAUAAAAACAAUGAUGGCAGGAUUGACUACGAUGAGUUCCUGGAGUUUAUGAAGGGAGUUGAAUAAAUCUGAAGCCAGAUCGACAGCCUGAAUCUUGUAAACCCCUCCAGCCCUGCUUCUCAUCUCCUUGGCUAAGUCCCCUGGCUACCGGCAUGAAGACUGAGCACUGAGAAGGGUGGCCAUCGGGAAAAUAAAACGUGUU